CACUCAUAACUUGCCCCAAACCCCACCCAAAAAACAAAAAUAGAAACAGAAACCAAAAAGAAAAAGAUCAAACGCUAGGUUUCAUUCCAUUUUCCACCCAAAAACAACAACAAAAUGGCGAUGGAGCUGAUAGAAAACAACCGGGAAGGCGCCGAGAUCUUCAGCGGCUCCGAUCUCUGCAAGAAGAAGUGCGCGGAGCUACUGGAAGAGCUCCACCUGCCGCGCGGCCUCCUCCCGCUGCCGGAUCUCUUGGAGGUCGGACGGAACAAGGCGACGGGCUUCGUGUGGCUACGGCAACCCAAGGCCACGAUCAACCACUUCAAGAAGAUCGGGAAGACGGUGUCGUACGCGACGGAGGUCACGGCCUUCGUUGAGGAUCGCCGGAUGACGAGGAUGACCGGAGUGAAAAGCAAGGAGUUGUUGAUCUGGUUUUCGAUCUCUGAUAUGCUCGUUGCUGAUCCCGAGGGGAAGAAGAUCGCCUUCAAAACGGCCUCUGGACUUGGCCGAGCUUUCCCUUUCUCUGCGUUUGAAGAGGAGGGGGGGAGGAGUGAGGUUUGAUGGCAGUUUCGUUAUUAAUUGGAUGGCAUGGGGUGGAUUUGUAAGUUGGAGUUGAAGGAAUAAAUAAUAUUUUAUUAAUUAAAACGUUCUCUGCGUGUGUGUUUUCCAAUGUUUUCAGAACCGGACCGGGAAGUGAACCGGCCAAACAACCGGGUCAUGGGUCGGUUGGACCGGAUGACCCGGUUUGGUCAAACCGGAUGAUGUAAUAAUUAAUAAUUAUAUAUAUAUUCUCCAAAAUUCUAAACUCA
Molecule: messenger RNA, 806 nt
Organism: Dioscorea cayenensis subsp. rotundata (Guinea yam)
Lineage: Eukaryota; Viridiplantae; Streptophyta; Magnoliopsida; Dioscoreales; Dioscoreaceae
Exons: 1
Coding region: 115-558 (147 amino acids)
Source: RefSeq, a predicted model, not a curated record